AUGAAGGAAUGGUUAGAAUUCGAAAGCUAUCUCGCUAAGGUAGAGAGGUAUGUUAUACCCAGAUGGGUAAAUACUAGAAAGGAAGAUAAAAUAGAGUUGCAUGUAUUUGCUGAGGCAUCACAAGCAGCCUAUGCAGCGGCAGUUUAUUUGAAGUCAGUUGACAAUAAUGGUCAUGUGUGCGUUAAUUUAGUGUCAGCCAAAACUAUAGUUUUUUCAAUUAGCAAGGGAGUAGCAAUUCCUCGACAAGAGCUGUGUGCUGUAUUGCUAGCUACUAAAUUGAUAUACGAAAUAUCACACAUAAUGAAAAUACCGAAAGAAAAUCUAUAUGCCUGGUCUGAUUCUACUGUGGUGUUGUCAUGGAUCAAUGGUGAGCCCAGCAGAUGGACAACAUUCGUAAGCAACCGAGUCUCAGAGAUUUUGACUAUGAUAGACAAAGAUAAGUGGGGUCAUGUCAUUACAAACGAUAAUCCAGCAGACGGUGCGUCAAGAAGUAUGUCCGUAAACCGUAUUCUUGGUAAUAACUUGUGGUAG
Parnassius mnemosyne (clouded apollo) is the source of this 531-nucleotide messenger RNA. The record is from the annotation of a GenBank genome assembly. Lineage: Eukaryota; Metazoa; Arthropoda; Insecta; Lepidoptera; Papilionidae.